Phalaenopsis equestris is the source of this 1045-nucleotide messenger RNA. RefSeq names its product rRNA-processing protein fcf2-like. The transcript has 6 exons. Gene Ontology annotation, cellular component: nucleolus. Bases 212 to 802 code for a protein of 196 amino acids. Gene Ontology annotation, biological process: RNA processing. NCBI's taxonomy places the organism in Eukaryota, Viridiplantae, Streptophyta, Magnoliopsida, Asparagales, Orchidaceae. The record is from RefSeq and is a predicted model, not a curated record. Gene Ontology annotation, molecular function: RNA binding.
ACAAACCUUCCUCCCCGACAUCCUCCCCCUCUCCCGAUUUCGCCCAAAGUUCCCAUCUCUCCCAAAACCCUCGCUGAUGCACGCCCCCGACUGGUUUCGCCCAUAACCAUCGCCUAGAGGAAACGACGGGACUGCGGCUUACAGAGACCGUCGCAACUCCCAUCUUUCUCAUUAUUUCUCUCCGCUCCCUACCAGAAACUACUGAGGAAGAAUGCAAGAGAAAGAAGCUACCAUUGGUCUCUCAUGGGCUCCAAAAGUGCCGAUGUUUUCUGCUGGAAAGAAGGGCAACUCGGUGCAUUCACUUAGUUUACCAGAAACUUCUAUCUGGAAGGCUGACAGUGAACUUGUUGAUGGGUUGUAUGUGCCGCCAAGGGAGCCAAAAAAGUUGAAUAAGUUGCUGAAGAAAAGUAUGAAAGACACGACAGGAAAAAAUUGGUUUGAUAUGCCAGCUCCAGUAGUCACCCCAGAGCUAAAAAUGGACCUUGAAAUUCUGAAGUUGAGGAGUUUUAUUGAUCCUAAAAGGCAUUUCAAGAAGGGGGAUAAGUCCAAAGCGCCACCGAAGUAUUUCCAGGUUGGAACAGUGGUGGAACCAGCAUCUGAGUUCUUCUCAGGCAGGCUGACAAAGAAAGAGAGGAAAUCUACAUUGGCCGAUGAACUACUCUCUGAUGGCACCUUCCGUGCAUACAGGAAGCGAAAAGUUGAAGAAAUAAAUGAGAGUCGGCGACCCGGUGGAGUUGCUAAAUGGAAGAUCCAGGGAAGGACGACGUGGAAAAGGUCCGGCGAAAGAAGAAGCAGGGGGUGACUUUCUCUUCAUUGUCGCUUCGGAUUACUAUUCAUGUUAUUCACUGCAAAUUUGACAUUAUUGAUGUUUGGAUAUUAACUUAUAGUUGGAAGUUCUAGUUCAUUAGAGCCGCUUUGGAAGCUUGUUUGAAAACUAGAGUUUUUAAAAAAUUGUCGUGAGUGAAAUAGGUCUCUUUUCCAAAUACAUGUGUUCCCAAAAUUGUUACACUUUACCAUAUCGGUUUAUGAAAAAAUCUGCGCGCUA